UCUCCUGUAGUAUGUCCUCAGUCUCUGUUCAUCUCCUGCACUGUCUGCAGUCUCUGGUCAUCUCCUGUACUGUGUCCGCAGUCUCUGGUCAUGUCCUGUACUAUGUCCGCAGUCUCUGGUCAUGUCCUGUACUGUGUCCCCAGUCUCUGGUCAUCUCCUGUACUGUGUCCGCAGUCUCUGGUCAUCUCCUGUCCUGUGUCCGCAGUCUCUGGUCAUCUCCUGUACCAUGUCUGCAGUCUCUGGUCAUUUCCUGUACUGUCUGCAGUCUCUGGUCAUCUCCUGUACUAUGUCUGCAGUCUCUG
This is a messenger RNA of Staurois parvus, 302 nucleotides long. The record is from the annotation of a GenBank genome assembly. Lineage: Eukaryota; Metazoa; Chordata; Amphibia; Anura; Ranidae.